GGCUGGAAGCUUAGGAGUGGAAUACAAAACCAGACGCUAAGUUGGUAAACCACUCACUUUCUGACAAAGCUUCUAUUGUGGCAUUCCACGAUGCUUCCUUAACUCCCAAGACUCCAAAUCCCUUAUUCAUAUUUUGAUUAGGACGAUAUCCUGAUUCAAAUUUUGGUAAAUCGAAGCUUUCCAUCUUUUAGUUCGUGAAGAAGGUUAUCUUUCGAUUUUUCGUUUUUUGCUUUACUCUCCUCCUAUUCCUGUCACGAGAAUUGCCAUUAUUCUGCUCAAGACGGAACUUGAUCAUAAAUUCCAUUUGCUUUUCUUAUUCAUUCCCAAACCGUCCCAUUUCUGCUGUCGAUCGAGCAUUUGAAGUCUUCGUUUUCUUAGCUCAAAGUUGGACUUGGACCUGUUAGUGGAGAUUUAUCUGCUGUACGACCCUGAUUUUCCAAUUGGUUAGUUUUGUUAAUUCAUACAUGAUGAGGAGGGAUCCUCCCUCGGAUAUUGAAAGGAGGGAUCCUCCUCCCUCGGACAUGGAAAGAAAGGGUUCCGGUAAUCUGAGGCGACGCGAUAAUGUGAUUCAUCCGGUGGAGGCAGAGACGUCGGCAUCGUCUUUCCAUUGGCGAAGGGAAUUUCUACCUUUUGGGGAAUGGUUUCCAUGGUUGAUACCUACAUUUCUUCUCGUGAAUGUUACUCUGUUUUUAAUCAGUAUGUACAUUAAUAAUUGCCCGAAGAACUCGGUUUCUUGUGUGGCCCGGUUUCUUGGGCGCUUCUCCUUUCAACCAUUCAAGGAGAAUCCUCUUCUGGGACCUUCCGCAGUCACGCUAGAGAAGAUGGGAGCUCUAGAAGUGAGUAAGGUGGUCCAUAAACACCAGGCAUGGCGCCUUUUUACUUGCAUUUGGUUGCAUGCUGGGGUUUUCCACGUGCUUGCCAACAUGUUAAGUCUUCUGUUUAUUGGAAUUCGACUAGAGCAAGAAUUUGGGUUCGUGCGAAUAGGUUUGCUAUAUGUAAUCUCUGGAUUUGGUGGGAGUUUGUCGUCAGCUCUGUUUAUCCAAUCAAAUAUUUCUGUUGGUGCUUCUGGUGCACUUUUUGGUUUACUUGGAGGCAUGCUUUCUGAACUCAUCACAAAUUGGACAAUAUAUGAAAAUAAGGUCGUCGCCUUGUUGACCCUCCUCUUCAUUAUUGUAGUCAAUUUAGCAGUGGGAAUUCUCCCACAUGUGGACAACUUCGCACACCUUGGAGGAUUUGCUUCAGGUUUUCUCCUUGGGUUUGUGUUUCUCAUUCGCCCACAGUUUGCAUGGGUUAGCCAAAGAAGUAGUGCUCCGAAUCAUACCACAUCUUCAAUGAAACCUAAACACAUGUUAUAUCAGCAUAUACUAUUGGUUCUUGCUUUGAUCCUUCUAAUUGUUGGGUUUGCAGUUGGUUCAGUUAUGCUCUUCCGAGGGGUCAAUGGAAAUGACCACUGUUCCUGGUGCCAUUAUUUGAGCUGCGUUCCUACUUCGUCGUGGAGCUGCAAGUCAGAUGCCAUGUAUUGUUUGUCUAGUCAAAACGCAAACCAGCUGAACUUAACAUGCCAAGGCAGCGGGAGGACCAAGAGUUACCCAUUAUCUAAUGUAUCAGAUUCCCAGAUCAAGGCGCUAUGUGCUCAGCUCUGUAGUUGAUGGUACUCAUAUGGCUCCAAAGAAGGUUGAUGGCUCCUCCAUGCAGGUGGUUUCCAAUGCUGUCCAUUCUUCCUAUACAACUCAUUCGUUUAUAGCUUUCUGCUUUUAACAAUGUGUUGCAUUUCGUGUAACAUGUACAUGUUGGGACUUGAAGUAGUAUAGUCUGCCAAUUCAAUUCCAUUUAUAUGACAAACUGGAUCUUCAGGUAAUCCCUAGAGUGUUUCAGUAAUAACCUAGAUCACUUUAUUUUCUA
Molecule: messenger RNA, 1902 nt
Organism: Macadamia integrifolia
Lineage: Eukaryota; Viridiplantae; Streptophyta; Magnoliopsida; Proteales; Proteaceae
Product: RHOMBOID-like protein 1
Exons: 6
Coding region: 465-1649 (394 amino acids)
Biological process (GO): proteolysis
Cellular component (GO): membrane
Molecular function (GO): serine-type endopeptidase activity
Source: RefSeq, a predicted model, not a curated record